CAGUGUUCAGAGAGCUACCCAGACGAGAACCAUGAAGCUGUGUCUGUUUCUGGCUGCGCUGGUAGCUCUGUCGGCCGCCGCCGAAGACAAGGAGGCUGACCAAGAGAUCCAGGCCAGCGGGUACUCUUCCGUUUUGGCAGGACACGGCAGGAACGGCUUCCGCAGAGGUCGCAGCUUCGGCGGCUACGACAACCGGGCCCUCGGCUACAACGGCAACUACGGCCAGAACUACAACAGCCGCUCCGGACGCGGUUACGGGCGCAGCUUGAACGGCUACGGAAACUACGGAUUGGGAUAUAAAGGAUAUGGUGGCUACUACGGCAACAGCGGCCUCGGCGGUUAUGGCGGAUACGGUCGUUCGUCAGCAGCCUACGGAGGCCGGUACGGCGGACGCAACGGAGCGUAUGACGGAUACUAUUGA
This is a messenger RNA of Pollicipes pollicipes, 421 nucleotides long. RefSeq names its product heterogeneous nuclear ribonucleoprotein A1-like. Bases 32 to 421 code for a protein of 129 amino acids. The record is from RefSeq and is a predicted model, not a curated record. Lineage: Eukaryota; Metazoa; Arthropoda; Thecostraca; Pollicipedomorpha; Pollicipedidae. The transcript has 3 exons.